AUGACCCUCCUUGCAGAGUUUGAGGUAGGCAUGAAAGGUAAGUGGGCCGAGACCUGGCAGAAGACGAUUUCCUUAGAGGAGAGACUGGAGAGCUGUCUGGCUGGACAAGCUGGGUUGCGUGGUGACCUCGAGGGUCUGGCAGGUGAAUCGGCUGGAGAGCAAAGGCAGCUCCUUGUUAGCAUGCUAGAGAAGCAAGCAGCAGCAUUGGAGCAAGCAACAACAAAGCAGUUGAGCAGCGACAAAAGGAUUGAGCAGCUGAAGCGGAGUCUGGAUAUGGCCCAUUCUGAAGCUGCUAGACUAAGGGCUACGUAUGAGGAUGACUUGAGGACCACUCGAUGGGUGGUCGACCGGGUCACCAGGUUGGAAUUGCUGGUAGACCAGCUAAGAAAUAAAGAUGCGGCGAUCCGGCAAGAGUUGGGGAUAGAUCCGGAGCAGGGCAUUCGGCGGGCUGCCGCAGGGAACGAUGCUGAUAGCGUUGCACCUCCUGUGGAGCACCAUGUUCUUUCUCCUGAAAACCCGGGACGAGCUGAUGAAGGGUAUGACGAUGAGUGGUGGGGUGAGCAUCAUGCCAAUGAGUACGUGGGGCUAGGUGGCGCUGAGAAGGGAUACUUCCAGUGGGAUGCGCUGGGACAUGGAGCUAGCCCGGGAGUUGAGGUGAAGAUACCUCAGCCUGCGUUCAAGUUACUGAAGGAUGCUCCUAAGCUGGACUUGUCUGCGGGGGGAGAGCCAUGGGAGGUUGGAAUGACAGUGCAUCAGUGGCGAGUUGAGACUAGGACGGUCCUGACUGCCAUUCAUCCCUGUUUUGCAGAGUACUUCGAUAAGAUCUACGAUCAGGGGCGAAAGCGAUAUGAGGCUAAGAGGCUGACCGGAUUGGAGGAGCCAGUGCCAGAAGUUUUGGCGCCAGAGGCCGAGAUGGAAACGAGAUUGUCGCUGGCUCUCUUGAAGAAUCUUCCUUUGGCGGUUCGCCAGCCGAUCGAUGUCGAAGAACGUUCGAUGCCUCUUGAUGCUUGA
This is a messenger RNA of Symbiodinium sp. CCMP2456, 1011 nucleotides long. The record is from the annotation of a GenBank genome assembly. NCBI's taxonomy places the organism in Eukaryota, Dinophyceae, Suessiales, Symbiodiniaceae.